AUGCGACGGCGCUACGAUUUCCGGGAACAUCGCAGCAGCUACCGCACCGCGCGCAUGCCCGUUACUGUCACAUCCGGGUGGUUUGCACUGCUACAUCUGCUAGUGCUCUUUUCAAUAUUAAUCCCUCAGGUCGCGUUCGCUAGAACGACCGCCGCCGUUGAUAAUACUGGUCCCACGGCGAGUGGCGAUGCGGCUGGCGAGGGUGGAACCGGGAGAAGCGGGGCGGGUAACGGCACGGGGAGCGGCAAGUCGAGCCACCCAAACAUCAUGGCGUAUCAUAUGGCGCAUAUGAUCUCCAAUCUUCUCCAGAAUCCCAGUUUCGAGGCCCCAACCUUCCCCACGCAACCCCCGCAUUGGCGCGCGUGGGGACGAGUUGCCCACAUUUGCCCGGCUUCCGCUCCCCCGCCCGCCUCCCUCGCGGAGGCGGCGGAAGCCGCCGCAACCACCGCGCCUUUUCACGGCGCGUGCGCGCUCGAGAUUGCGGGGUGCGACGCCGGGAAUGCUGGCAAGGGGGGGAGCGGGAAACGCGGGUGCAGCUGGGGGGGUGUGUCGCAGCGCGUUCCUACUCGUCGCGGAACGCGCUACCGACUGACUUUCUUCUUUGCUGCCCGGGCCGCCCGGCAGCGGUCCGUCAAUCUGCGCGUGCGGUUCGGGGGGGAGAGGGCGCGGUUCGCGCUGCCGGCGGCGGCCGCGACGGCCGUGGCGCGCGGAGCGGCGCCGUCGGUGCUGGGGGGCUGGAGCAUGGGGUCGGUGGAUUACGUAGCGGAAAACGCGACGACGGUGGUGAAAUUCGUCGUCGCCAUGGCGGAUAACAGCACCGUGAUUGACGGCGUCUCAGUCGUUGCUCUUCCGAAAAUAGCGAACCCCCGCCACCCGCGCAUCAUGCGCUUCUCCCUUCCGCCACCCGCCCCCGUUGCCCCGCCGCCCCUGCUCCUCUCCGCCUUCGCCUCCGCCAACUCCGCCAACAUCACCCUCACCCCCAUCGUCCCCGCGCCUGGCGCAGCGCUCGACGCGCCCAAAGCUUCCCCCAACGCCGCGCUUCCGCCGCCCGCGCGUUCCCCGCAUCUCGUCACCACGGGCGGAGCGUUCUUCCCCACGCCCCAGCAGCUUAUCCUCAAAGACCCCUCCGCGGGCCUCUGCGCCUCGCGCUCGUUUCUCACCGCCUUCACCUUCUCCGCCACGCGCGCGCCCUUUCGCGCUUCCGCGGACGAGGGCGGGGCAGGGGGAGCGGGGGGCGCGGGGCCCGCGGAAGGGCUUGAGAAGGCAGCAGGGAAGGGCCCGCGCGCGGGGAAAGUCGCGGGCGGGGGAGGGGCGCUAGGGGGAGUGGGAGGGCGGGGAGGAGCAGGGAGAGUGGCAGGGCCAGGGGGGGGAGGGUUUCACGCGCUUAUAGGGGGGUUCGCGUUUGUUAUAUCGGGGCAGCCUACAGCAGGGGGGGGAGGGCCUGCGUUAGGGUUUGGGCAUGCGUGCGCUCCUGCUGUGCCUGAUGGGGAGUUUCUAGCAGGGGAAGGGGGGGAUGCAGAGGCAGAGACCACAAUCACCAGCAGCAGCAGUAGCAGUAGCAGUAGCAGUAGCAGUAGCAGUAGCAGUAGCAGCAGCGGGUGGGUGGACAGCAGUGGCACAGACCCGGCACUGACAGCGUGUCAGCACGGGGUAGUGAUCACCUUUGCCAGCUGGCAGGACAAUCCCGAGGAGCAGGCAGCAGCAGCAGGCACAGCACUGAAAGCACCCCCAAGAGAGUACGUAGGCGUGCGUGUAGGCAGCACCAUGAAGUCCCUUGUCGCGUCCAAUGCUGCUUUCGUCCUACCUCCACCUGCAAAUCCUGCUGCUGCUUCUUCUGCUGCUACCGAACCUGCCGCCGCCGCCGGUGCUGGUAGUAAUAGUAGCAGGCUCGUGGACGGGUCAUCACACAACGUGUGGGUGGAGCACUGCGCGUCGUCGCACACUCUCUCUGUGAGCUUCACACGCCCCCGCGCCACAGCGCACCAGUGCCCGCUGGCCUUCGAAGCAGAGCAGCAGAGGGAGUGGGAGCGGCGGCAGGGCCGGCAGGUGCAGCACUCACGCAUUCUCACCGUGCAGUUAGACCUGUGUGAUGCGCUAGGGGGUUACAACCGCUGGGGCGGCGGGAGCGGGAGCGGGAGUGUCCGGAGUGGUGGUGGUGACAGGAGCGGUGGGAGGGUGGGGCAGGAGGUGGAUGAGGAGCCGGUGUUUGUGGGGUUCAGUGGGAGUGGGCGCGGUGUGGAGUAUGUUGUCAGUAAAUGGUCUUUCAGAGAGCUGGGUUCGCCACCAGUAUUCGAUACAGCAGCAGCAUCCGUCCCAUGGACCCCCGACUCCUCCUCGUCCUCCUCCUCCGCGCUCUCCCCGCUCCUCAUUGCCAUCAUCGUGGUCUCCUCAGUGGCUGCCCUCGUUGCUGUGCUGGCCGCUUUCGCUCACUUCAGGCGCCACCCACUAGGAGCAUCCCGGAUCAUGGCAUACGAUGAGCUCAUCUCCACUCCCACCACCUCCUCCGCCUCCAUCUUCCCCUCCUUUUCCUCCGCCUCCUCCACCUCCUCUUCCUCCGCCUCCUCCUCCCGCGCGCACCGCUCCUCCCCUUUCUGCCGCCGCUUCCGGCUAGAGGACCUAAAGCGCGCCACGCACCGCUUCGACCUGCGCCGCCGCUUGCACAAGGACGGGCAUGGAGGCGCCUAUGGCUCGGUGUUCCGAGCCGACUCCCGCCUUAUCGCCGAACCUGACUCCCGGAGGCUCGACGACGGGAGAGGGUCGGCAGGGGGUGGGCACAUGGUGGUGUAUCAGAUGCUGCCACAUGGGUCCCUACGAGACAACCUGCACGCUCCCUGCGAUUCACCCAUGUCUAUGGAGCAGCGCCUGCGCAUAGCAGUGGGAGUGGCGGAGGGACUAGCGUUCAUGCACCAGCAGCACCCGCCACUCAUCCACCGCAACCUCAAGCCAUCCAACAUCAUGCUCACGCCCUCGCUGCAGCCGCAAAUCGGCGACUUUUGUUUCGUCCAUCACGACGGGGAGGGGCGUAUCAACGCGGUACCGGAGGCAGUGCAGCAGGAGGGGUAUCGGGACCCUGCCAUUGCUGACCUGCACCUGCCCACUCAGGCCCUCACCCCACAGCACACCGAUGUGUACAGCUUCGGGGUGAUUCUGCUGGAGCUGCUGACAGGGCGACUGGCAGUGGUGCCAGACCCAGAGAACCCAUCCGAGCUCAUGGUCAUCACCGACUGGGCGGUGCACUACAUAGCAGAGGGGGAGGUGCACCUAAUCAUUGACCCCCGGGUCUUCUCCCCAGAUCUCACCCCCGCCUUCCAAACCCUCGGGGAAAUCGCCUCUGCCUGCGUCGCCGCCCCUGCUGCCGCCCGCCCGACCAUGGAUGACGUGGCGCGGCAGCUUGCUGACGUGUACGCGGAGUAUUUUCAAGGAGAGGGGGAGGGAGAGGGUGUGAUGGAGGGAGGAAUGAUUGAUGUAUCACAACAACCAGAGGUGUAG
Closterium sp. NIES-65 is the source of this 3489-nucleotide messenger RNA. NCBI's taxonomy places the organism in Eukaryota, Viridiplantae, Streptophyta, Zygnematophyceae, Desmidiales, Closteriaceae. The record is from the annotation of a GenBank genome assembly.